AAAUUACCACUUCAUAUAGAUAAUUUUGAUGAUUAUGUUUAUGAUAUAAUAGAUUAUAUGAGAAGAAUUAAUAAUUCCAUAGUUUUAGAAAAAUCUAUGCAGAAGAAUACAUCAAAUAAAUAUACUAUAGAAAAUCGAGAAGAACUUCUUCCCAUGUAUUUAGUUGGAUUAUCAAUGGGUGGGAAUAUUGUUUUAAGAACUUUAGAAAUAUUAGGAAAAUCAAAUGAAAUAAAUUCUAAUUUGAACAUAAAAGGAUGUAUAUCUUUAGCUGGAAUGAUAUCUGUUCGAAUGGUGGGUUCUAUAGAUUCAAUUAAAUAUAGAUAUUUUUAUUUACCAGUAAUGAAAAUAUUUUCUCGGUAUUUUCCAACUUUUCGACCUGGAAAAAAGAAAUUCAAAUUUGAGAAAUAUCCAUUUGUUAAUGAUCUGUUAUUUUAUGAUAAAUAUAGAUUUAAAGGACGAAUUACAAAUAAUCUUGCCCGUGAAAUUUUGGUUGCAUUAGAUAAUUUACAUAACAAUAUUGAUGAUAUUCCUAAAAAUAUACCUAUAUUAUUUAUUCAUUCAAUUAAUGAUUGUCUUUGUUUGUAUGAAGGGACAGUGUCAUUUUACAAUAAAUUACAAAUUGAAAAUAAAGAACUUUAUACUUUAGAAGAUAUGGAUCAUGUAAUAUCAAUGGAACCAGGAAAUGAAAAUGUUUUAAAGAAAAUUCUUGAAUGGAUUUCAAAUUUAUACGUGAAAUAA
Plasmodium reichenowi is the source of this 738-nucleotide messenger RNA. Its product is annotated as lysophospholipase, putative. Lineage: Eukaryota; Apicomplexa; Aconoidasida; Haemosporida; Plasmodiidae. The record is from RefSeq and is a predicted model, not a curated record. The annotation marks the transcript as partial. The transcript has a single exon. Gene Ontology annotation, cellular component: membrane. Gene Ontology annotation, molecular function: lipase activity.